Lactuca virosa is the source of this 585-nucleotide messenger RNA. NCBI's taxonomy places the organism in Eukaryota, Viridiplantae, Streptophyta, Magnoliopsida, Asterales, Asteraceae. The record is from the annotation of a GenBank genome assembly.
AUGUAUUUAGGGGAAAAACGAUUCCAACAAAAAAUAGAAUUUAGGGCAAGAAAGUUUUACCUGAAGGACGUUACUGUUGGAUUUUGUCAUCGCUGGCAGAGGCACUGGUUGGAUGUUGUUCGAGGGCUGGCGGAGACGGUCACCGGAUUGGAGGGCGAUGGCCAAAUAUGCGAGCGAUGUGGAGGAGUGGCGACGGUCGGCGCUGUAAAGCAAGAGAAGUGGAUCGUCGGGUGUAAGGCAAGAAGUUUCACCAAUGUUGCAGACUCGGCGCUAGCGAUAGAGGAUCGUGGAGGUCGGAUGUGGGUCUCUCGUGGAGGCCGGUGUUGUGAGCUUAUAGCUUUUGGCUCAUCGUUUAUGGUUUAUGGCUUAAGGCUUAUGCUUAGAUCAACAAUUAAAUCCAUACAGAGUCUCGAACUUCGUCUGUCAAAUCCAAAUCGGCAUAGCAUCGGACCAACACAAAUAUGGCCGCCCAAAUUCGUUCAUAAAACUCAUAAUCUGAAGAUCAUCACUCACACAUCUGGAAAUCCCAUGGUUGUGAAGCAGGAGACUGAGAUGCUGGAAGCGAAAAUCAAGAUGAUUAGAUAG